AUAACGUUAUCUGUGAAACUGAAGGCCAAUGAAGGAUGACUUGGCGCAAGACUAUAGUAGGUCUUGUUGUGUACAAUGUAAACAAGCCCAGUCUUGCGCCCAGUCAUCGAUAAGGGCUAUUUAAGGAACCAAUAAGGCCAUGCGCCUCAUUUAUCAACUAGGUGUACACGUACGUUGACAGUGUGAUCGCAAUGUUGUUUAAAGAAAUAUCGUUAAUUCUCGCGAGUGUCGUGACCGUGUACUGUAUUAACGACUGGAAUGUUCUUAAUCUUUACAAACAUUGGUCACAUGGCGACGGGACGUACUAUGGCAAAGGUGAAGGAGGGGCGUGUUCUCUGAAUCCCCAUGGGGGCUUACCGCCUGUUUCCAAGCACGUGGACAAACUCGUCGCCUUGAAUAACCCACAGUUUUUCGGCUCGUCAAGCUGCGGCCUUUGUGUAAGGGUUCACGGAAGUGGACAAGGCUCUGGAAAUACACCAAUCAGAGGUGCCUUCACAGCCUACGUCAUAAAUGUGUGUCCUGAAUGCCAUGCUGGUUCGGUUGACCUUGCCGAGAAUGGUGAUGGUCGAUGGAAGGUCGAUAUCAGAGCCAUUCAGUGCCCGGUCGGAGACUCGAAAAUAGAGUACAGGCUAGAGGGCAGCAAUGACUGGUACAUCAAGUUACAGGUUCGAAACGAAAGAAUGCCAUCUACUACCGUAGAGAUGUUCCAGCCCCAGCAUAACGUCUGGUUAUCGCUAAGCCGAACGAGCGACGGAUUCUGGAACUUCCCAAAUGAUGGGAGAGUCCAGAGGCCGAUCCAAAGACCUAUUAGACUCCGGCUCCAUGCGCCAAAUGGCCAUGUUCUUGAGGACACUGUGAACCCACCUUGGAUGGGUUACCAAGGCGUUUUCCCUGGUACCGGUGUACAGUACCCUCUGGACCAAAAUCUUCCUCACUGAAGAACCGCCGCAUGAAUCUGUACAAUUAUAUAUAUUAUAUCUCAAUCGCUUAUGUCUGUUACAUUAUAAGAAUGAAUUCUGAGUCAGUUAUGUCUAUUUCAUUUUAAAUUUCAGUCGCCUAUGGCUGUUUUGUUAGAGACAUGAAAUCUCAGUCGCUUAAUUAUGUCUUAAAUCAUAGAAAAUAAAACUGAGUCGGUUAUGUUUAUAAAUACAUGUAUAUGAAAAAGAAAAUAUCAUUAAAAAACUAGGUGUCAAUUAUCUAACUUAAAUACACGAUUUUUCAUCGAGUUUAGAGAACUCAAUCUUUUUAGAGUGCAAAGCGCUAGGGAAGUUGGUAAUAUACUUCCUUAUUCGGUGACACAUAAACAGUCAUUUAGUACGAACAAGGAAAUAAAUGAUGUAUACUAUUCUCUGCCGCACACAAGCAAUUUGUUUUGUUUAUUUUACAAGCAUACCGUCGGUCUCAAUGGAAAAUAACGCCAUUCAGCUUUUGGACAACUGAAGUAACAUUAUUUUCCAUCGAGACCGACUAACGAUAUGUCACACAAACAGCAAUGAUCAGUAUGUCCAUUAUAUAUUUAAGUAACAUAAUUAAUAUGUAUUUUUGUGAACGUAGAAAAAAUAAUUUUGUCCGUCGAUAUUUUGGGAAUUGAAUAAACAAUACAUUUAAAACGAAUUUCAGACAUUUUAUAAAGUGUGUUCCCUUAGUCAUAGAUAUUAGCUCCACCAAUGCCUUUGAAUAUUUAAAACCGUUUCGAAUAUUAAGCCUUUUAACAAAGUACAAAGUACGUGCAUAUCCUUCGAAACAAUUAAACAUUGUUUUUAAGUAAUAUGCGAAUAAACGUUUAAUAAGAUGUUGAAGAUAUUUGUAGUGGGACAAAGCUAUGGUGAACUUGAUAAUUAUUGUUUAAUUGUUUAAAAAAAUUCUCAUGAAACAAAAAAAAUUGAAAUGCGAAAUGUGGGUGUCAUGUUGAGUUUUAAUACUUGUGUCAGUCUUUACAAAAUAAGGUUGAAAUUAGAAAACGAAAUCUAAAUCAUAAAAGACCAAUUACCAUCAUGUAACCGUUAAUAGAACACAUUUGUAUUAUAUCGAAACUAAUAAUACAAGGAAAUUAAAAUUGCUUACAUUAUUCGAUAAUAGCUCAAGACCAAUUGCGUUCUCUCCCUUUCUUCUAUCAAUAUUGUUUGUUUCCAGCUAUUUUCAAAGGAAAUGAAAACAACAUAAUACAAGGUGCAUGAAAUAAUAUAAGCUUAUAUAAAAUUAUAGCGUUUAUGAUAAAACCUGUUUUAAAUAUUUGAUGUUUUAUGAGUUAUAUUAUGACCUGCAUUGUGUAUAAUGAAAACUGGAAACAAAAAUAAAACAUGUAUGACUUUUCAGAUGAA
Dreissena polymorpha is the source of this 2321-nucleotide messenger RNA. RefSeq names its product expansin-YoaJ-like. The coding region runs from base 192 to 938 and encodes 248 amino acids. The record is from RefSeq and is a predicted model, not a curated record. The transcript has 6 exons. Lineage: Eukaryota; Metazoa; Mollusca; Bivalvia; Myida; Dreissenidae.